Molecule: messenger RNA, 657 nt
Organism: Suillus fuscotomentosus
Lineage: Eukaryota; Fungi; Basidiomycota; Agaricomycetes; Boletales; Suillaceae
Exons: 4
Coding region: 1-657 (218 amino acids)
Source: RefSeq, a predicted model, not a curated record
AUGGCAGAUCCUGCUGUAACAAUUCUGUCCAAGAUCCUCCAUGGGCAUGUAGAUGACCUACUCCGUGAUUCAUCGCCGUAUGAGUUGCUGAUAGGUGACAAAAUCAAUGACAAUUUGCUUCAAAGAGCCAGAUUGUGGGCCAAGUGGCAGGACUUACUGUCCAGUACUGGUAGCAAUGUCACGGCAAAUGUCAUUACGGAGAUUGAACUUACCAGAGCUGCGUUCGUGAUAGCCUAUGCUGUAGUUAAUCCCCGUGAAUUGCGGGCAGAUUUAGAUGUAGAUCGGCUUGCAGAUAGUGCCAAGGUGUCCCACCCAUCGCAUGCUGACAGCCAGAGACAUAAGCUAGCAAAAUAUUUCCACUGUCCUUCAUUUGGUUCAAUAUCAGAGCUGGCAACAUUUGUUGACAGGCAUGGAAGGAUUCUCGCUUGGUAUUUGCCAGAAAUCAUGGUGCCUGAUAGAAUGGAUCGUGUCAACCAGUCCAUCAAAUUGCUGAGACCUGCCUUAGAUCAGUCUUUGCCCAAGCCAACUCAGAAGGCAAAGCAGCCUUGGCGUUCUCAAGGAUUUGUCAUGCCUUCAGGUGGGGGAGAGUUUGGAGUAGGAAGGGUGACCUUAUGCCCCGGAGGAUUCAUGCAACGUCAUGAGGUAACUUUAUAUUAA